CUUUUGAACUGAGAUUUCUUUCAUCUCAUACACCUUUCACUCUCUCUUUAAAUCCUCUCUGUAAAUCGUGGUUGUGAUCUGAAUCUCCUGCUUACUGUUGCAACAGCAUUAUUUUUUUUUCCUAAAAUUUUCUCAUUUUCUUUUAAAAAUUUAGAAUUGGGUAUACGAGUUUUCAUUAAAAAUCCAAUCUUGGUGGGGUUUUCUUGGAGAGAUUCUUUGUUGUUGUACGCAAGUCAAAAUCUGUUCUUUGGCCAUGUGAGUGUUUGUGUCACCAUCUCCCAUCUUUUAUUCAGAUGGGUUUUUGAUUAUUACAUCUGUUUUUUUUUAUAUUUUGUUUUGGGUUUUGGUUUUCUCAUCAAGAAUUUGUUUUAAACACGGGAAAGUUUUGGGGGUUUUGUUUAUUUAUUGAAAUUUGGGGAUUUUGAUGAUACCCAUUGGGUUUGAUUUUAGGGUUUGUUCUUGAAAGAUGAAAUCUGGUGAUGAAAAAGGUGAGGAGUCUUGGCAUGUUGUGAAAUCAAAAGGGAAUAAGCAUAAGAAAACUGAUGAAAUUAAGGGGACUAGAGCUGGGUGUUGGAACAGGUGGAAAUUUAUUGGGAGCUGUAUUUCUUCAAGAUCUAAAGUUGAUAGUUCAAUCAGUGGCAUAAGUACUACUCACUGUGCAGAAAGUAAAUCAAUAAAUGAUACAAGCAAAGAUCAACCGGUGGUUCCAAUAGUCUCCUCAACUACCACAAGCACCGGCGAAAGCAAUUCAUCAACACAAAAAUUAGAAGAGGAACUCAAAGUUGCUUCACGCCUACGCAAAUUUGCUUUUAAUGAUCUUAAGAUGGCAACACGGAACUUUAGACCCGAAAGUCUUCUUGGUGAAGGGGGAUUCGGGUGUGUAUUUAAAGGAUGGAUUGAAGAGAACGGAACUGCACCCGUGAAACCUGGCACGGGACUUACUGUUGCAGUUAAAACUCUCAAUCAUGAUGGGCUUCAAGGCCAUAAAGAGUGGCUGGCAGAAGUAAAUUAUCUAGGUGAUCUUAUUCAUCCGAAUUUGGUUAAAUUGAUUGGUUACUGCAUUGAAGAUGAUCAAAGGUUGUUAGCAUACGAGUUCAUGCCUCGAGGGAGCUUGGAGAAUCAUUUGUUUAGAAGGUCUUUGCCUCUUCCAUGGUCCAUCAGAAUGAAAAUCGCACUCGGGGCUGCAAAAGGCCUUGCUUUUCUUCACGAAGAAGCGAAAAGACCCGUUAUCUAUCGUGAUUUCAAAACCUCCAACAUUUUGUUAGAUGCGGAAUACAAUGCAAAGCUUUCUGAUUUCGGUCUUGCUAAAGAUGGGCCGGAGGGUGAUAAAACUCACGUAUCUACUCGAGUCAUGGGAACGUAUGGUUAUGCAGCCCCCGAAUAUGUCAUGACAGGACAUCUGACUGCAAAGAGUGAUGUAUAUAGUUUUGGUGUCGUUUUGCUUGAAAUGUUGACGGGUAGAAGGUCAAUGGACAAAAACCGUCCAAAUGGUGAACACAACCUUGUUGAAUGGGCUCGACCGCAUUUAGGAGAGAGGAGGAGGUUUUAUCGGCUAAUAGACCCUCGACUCGAAGGCCAUUUCUCUGUAAAGGGAGCCCAAAAAAGUGCUCAGCUAGCAGCCCGUUGCCUGAGUCGGGACCCGAAAGUCCGACCCCUGAUGAGUGAGGUUGUUGAAUCAUUAAAGCCACUGCCAGCCCUAAAGGAUAUGGCGAGCUCAUCAUAUUACUUUCAGACUAUCCAAUCUGAACGGGUUGGGUCAAGCCCAAACGGACGAACGGGGGUUCGAAUUCAAGGUGGGUCGUUUUCGAGAAACGGACAACAGCAUCCGAGAAGUCUCUCGAUAUCGAAUAGCUCACGGGCUUCACCUUACCACCAGCAGAACUCACCGAAGCCGAAUGAGAAGCAAUAGAGAAAGGGGUAUGGGUCCGUUUUCGUAGUAUUAAUAUUAUUAUUAAUUUUGUUUCUAAAUGUAGUUGUAAUUGUCUAAAGCAGUAUAAGAAACAACAGAAGCAGAUGUGGAAUUUAUGUUGUUGUGAUGAAUUUAGAGUGAUCAUGGCAUUCGCAUUCA
Messenger RNA from Cynara cardunculus var. scolymus (artichoke), 2068 nucleotides. Its product is annotated as probable serine/threonine-protein kinase PIX7. The record is from RefSeq and is a predicted model, not a curated record. The coding region runs from base 467 to 1909 and encodes 480 amino acids. Gene Ontology annotation, biological process: protein phosphorylation. The transcript has 6 exons. Lineage: Eukaryota; Viridiplantae; Streptophyta; Magnoliopsida; Asterales; Asteraceae. Gene Ontology annotation, molecular function: ATP binding; protein kinase activity.